Brassica napus (rape) is the source of this 1203-nucleotide messenger RNA. RefSeq names its product putative uridine kinase C227.14. Gene Ontology annotation, molecular function: kinase activity; ATP binding. Gene Ontology annotation, cellular component: cytoplasm. The record is from RefSeq and is a predicted model, not a curated record. Lineage: Eukaryota; Viridiplantae; Streptophyta; Magnoliopsida; Brassicales; Brassicaceae. The coding region runs from base 156 to 1052 and encodes 298 amino acids. The transcript has 12 exons.
UUUCAUCCAGCAAUACAAAAAGAACUGUACUAUUCAUCAUCUUCCCUCGAGAGCAGAGCACCGCUUAGCUCGAUUUUCAUACUCUUGUUCGGAAAUAUAUUUUCUUCUGUAGCUAAUUUUGACUGAAAAGUUUUAGUCUUUCACCCCCUCAUCGGAUGGAGGUUUCUUCUUUCUCCACUGUACCCAGUUUUUGCUACUCAUCCUCUGUUCCAGAAUCGUGUCGAUUUAGAGGAGUCAAAGUUCGAUUAUGGGACCAAUCUCUUGUCCCCGUUCGAUUGAGCAUACCAAGAAGAACACCUCGUGAUUUGGUUUCGUGUUGUCAGAAGAGAGAUGUCACUGUCGUUGAUGGAAGCUGUAUGGAUGAGAUAUAUGAUAAGUUGGCGGAACGUCUUGUCCCUACAUCAGCUGCAAUGUUUAGCCCCAAUGUUAAACGUUUGGUCGGUCUGGCUGGUCCUCCUGGUGCGGGUAAAAGCACGUUAGCAUAUGAAGUUGUGAGUCGUAUAAAUAGGUUAUGGCCUCAGAAAGCUGCCUCUUUUGAUACUGAGGUUAUGCCGCCUGAUGUCGCUACAGUGCUUCCCAUGGAUGGGUUCCACUUGUAUCGUUCCCAGCUUGAUGCCAUGGAGGAUCCCAAAGAAGCUCACGCGAGAAGAGGAGCUCCUUGGACUUUUAAUCCUGCACUAUUGCUCAACUGUUUAAAGAAGCUGAGAAACGAGGGCUCAGUCUACGUGCCAUCAUUCGAUCAUGGAGUUGGAGAUCCAGUUGAAGAUGAUAUCUUUGUUAGCCUCCAGCAUAAAGUGGUGAUUGUUGAGGGAAACUAUUUGCUGUUAGAAGAAGGGACUUGGAAAGACAUCUCUGAUAUGUUUGAUGAGAAGUGGUUCAUUGAUGUCAAUCUCGACACCGCGAUGCAACGUGUUGAAGCCAGACAUAUCUCAACCGGUAAACCACCGGACGUUGCUAAAUGGCGGGUUGAUUAUAACGACAGGCCCAACGCAGAGCUGAUAGUGAAGUCAAAGACAAACGCUGAUGUACUGAUCAGAUCCGUCAGUUUUUGAAUCUGCUUUCUUGGCUACUGCAUUAUACUAACAGACAAAUAAACCAUGGAGAUGAGUACUAAAAACGCAAUCUUUUUCUCUCAGAUUUGUCUUUGUGAUCGACAAUGUCUUCUUUUUUUGGUGAUAUAAUAUUUCAAUAAGCAUUUCUGCA